GCCUCGACGUGCCUCCAUCCAGCAGCUUCCCGUCUGUCGCUCAGCCUCCCAGAUAAAGCCAGCCGGCCAGCCUUCCGCAGCUGCUCUUCCUUGCCUUCCUUCCAGCUACAUGGCCUCACCACGGGCGCAGCUCUUCUGCUGCGCGCCGUCCAGGGUGGAUCCGCUGCGCGCUUUCCAGCCGCUCCUUUGGGACUGGCUGUGCUUGGGCAGCGCCGCGCUGGGCCUGGUCGGGGCGGCUGGGCUGAAAGCGCUCUGCAGCAGGCACCCACGGCCUUCCUCCUGCCGCCCUUCUGACGGCUCACCUAUCGCUGCGCGGACCCUCUGGGCAGCUACCCUCGCCAGCAAUUGCCUCGGCACUGCGGGAAUCCUGGCCCGCUCGGUGCUGUGGCUGGCAGUGCCUCCUGGACCAGGGAUGGCCUCUCUGCUGUGCGUCGGGAUCUCGACCUGGGUGCAGUACUGGUUUGCCUUCCACUUCUGGGCCUUCUUCUGCUACUCCCUGGAGGCUUUUCUGCUGCUGCGGAACCCGACAGGCCGCAGGUCCUUGAAAAUCUACUAUCUGUUUUGCUGGGGUGUGCCAGCCACUCACUGUCUUCCAGGUAUUCAACUGCUGAUGUCUCCUGCAGAUGCUUGCUACGGUUCCCCUCACCCACUGGCACAAGUCCUGGAAGUCCUCCGUUAUGCUGCUACCUACAUUGCCCUCACCUUGGUGUUUCUGGGAAGUCCUGUGCUUUUUUCCAGGACACUCCAGGCAGUACCUGGUUUGCUGCGGAGGGGUACAGGGAUGUACACAGCCAGUGAAUGGAGCCAGGAGCUGCAGCUUCGCCGGAAAUUUUUUGGCAUCUCGAUGGCCUUCUUUUCCUGCUGGACAGCAAACAUACUGCAUGAGAUGCUUUUACUGCUGCAGUCAGGAUCCACAUGGAGACAGGAGACCUGGUGCUUGCUGUGCAUAGCUGCUCUUACCUGCUGGAUUGCCAUGGCUAUUCUGAACCCACUGAGUGGGUUCCUGCUCAUGCUGGCAUUCUCCGCCAGGAGGAGCAGCUCAUGUGCCAGAAGGAUGAUGCUUCCCUGGAGAUCCUCAAGUGAAAUCACCAAGAACAGCGACUCACUCUCAAAAGCCACCUCUGACUCUGCAUUUGACUUUCUUAUGGACACAGGCACUACAAAGGCGUCCAGUCUCUUGGCUUCCUUAGACACCAGCGCUUCCAUGGGUGAAGAGACAAGAAUUAGGCCACCUUUGAGGAUCUUCUGCAAGGCAGAGGAUCCACAGAAAGAUCCCACUGACUAGGCCUGGAGAGGGGACGAUUCUGAGUUCCAGGGUUGGGUGGGUAUGCAGAGUCUGGCUUAGUGAGUGCCAAGGGCAUUUUCCUGCAGAAAUUAAAUUUUUCAUCAGUGA
This is a messenger RNA of Heteronotia binoei (common prickly gecko), 1393 nucleotides long. Its product is annotated as G-protein coupled receptor 143-like. Gene Ontology annotation, molecular function: L-DOPA binding; dopamine binding; L-tyrosine binding. Lineage: Eukaryota; Metazoa; Chordata; Lepidosauria; Squamata; Gekkonidae. The coding region runs from base 110 to 1285 and encodes 391 amino acids. Gene Ontology annotation, biological process: regulation of calcium-mediated signaling; melanosome organization; G protein-coupled receptor signaling pathway. The record is from RefSeq and is a predicted model, not a curated record. Gene Ontology annotation, cellular component: plasma membrane; melanosome membrane. The transcript has 8 exons.